AUGUCCCCAUUUGUGCUCAGGUGGUUGAAGGAUCAGUUGUUGUUGGCUGCUGUGAAGCAAACGCUUAAGAACAUCGUGAAGGAUAUUAAUGAAGAUCAGUUGGAACGCGUAGGCCUUACAAUGGGUGGUUGGGGAGUUGUUGUUAAGCUCUCGAACCUGCAGCUCAACGAAACUUACAUCAAUGAGACAGUUCUAGGUACUGCGGGUGUAGAAUGCGGUGGAGAUACCGUUGCGCCAGGUUCUACGCGGCGUGGGUUAUUGAGCUUAGCGUCUGGGCAUGUGCACACUGUGGAGGCUACGUUUAGUGUGGGCACAACCGGGAGGCGGCGGUUCGAAGUGGACGGUGUUCAGCUCGUUUUCGACGUCAAUCCUCGUGCAAUGGAGUGCACUACGUCCUCCCGUUACUGUGAUCAUCCUCCUACUUUUGGUGAGGGGGGCGCCGACAGCAAGGGUGUGACGGAGGAAAUCCCGCUGUCUCGAGAAACGGUGGAGGAUGCGUACUCAUCCCUUGACAAUGAUGGAAUUCUCUCGCGGGGUGCAGACGGGAGAGGCCCCAAUUACGUUGUGGAGGAGUGGGGGUCUCAUUCUGUUGGGCAAUUGUCCUCACAACACACGCUUGACGACUGUGUAAGGGCCCUCGUAUGCAGCAUAAAGAAGUUGGCUUACAGUGUGAGUGGCCGCAUGAGCAAUGUUAGUGUCAUCCUGCGGGUACCACCUCGCGGACAGGAAAUAGUCGUCGGGCGAGAGCCUCCAUAUGGCACUGUAGAGUUACUGGUGUCAUUUGAAGGAGGGUUCGAGAUUGACGACGCGGGUUCGGAUCCGAAUGGAGGCACAAUGAAGAAAAUUGUUCGAUUUUCUGGUCUUCGCGCCGCUGUCUAUCCGUAUGGUAGGCGCCAAACGAUGGUUGAUGCCGAUGUGGAAAGGGGUGAAGUUGUUGAUACGGGCGAUAUAUUUUUGUGCAGCGGGCAUCCAAAGGAGUUCAUACACAGUGUUGAAUUCCACCUCAGUGAGGCUGACAUGGCGGUUGGAGUGCCGAAGGGAUUCAGCAGGGCACAAAUAACAACAAAGGUAUUCCUCUUCGUGCUUUCACCAACGCAGCUGGGACACCUGGUUCACAUCGCUCGUGCGAUUGCGGGUGCGCCAAAACCUUCUGAAGAGCCAGCAAGUUUAGCGGCCAAAGGUGAUGUCUGCGCGACACGGCGAUCCGCCACGUCGCUGAAGAUUACAUGUGAACUCAUUUCAUCCACAUUUCUACGUUGCGAAGAUCGUGAGGGGGUCAAGCGCGCAUGGAAAGCCCUUGUAGAACACUUUGAGGAUAAUAGUGUUGAUGAGUUGCUUCUAUCCCGGGAACACAGGGUCAUUUUACACCGUUUUCUGUUCCGUACAGGGUUCUACGAAGUGUACGUAAGCGGUAUUAGGUUGUUGGUAUAUCCGACGAUCACCAACUCUCUUUCUUCAGAGGAUGCAUUGCACGGUGUGUUUGGAAGUGACCUUGCUCGCCGUUGCUCGGUGGGGAUAGUUGCCAUUGAGGCAUAUGAACGGCUCCCGUGCGAAGAUGAUACCAGUGAGGAUGCCCGCACUGAGCUGACUGAUUGGAACGGUGUGGGCAACACCAAGUAUGGCCGAGUUGUGCUUACCACGAGAGUGAAUACCGUAUCGAAAUCAAAGCGGCGGUUCAGUGUGGGGAUUAUCAUCGGUACAACCCACCCCCUAACCCCUGCGGAGGCAACUCGGUAUAUCGGUGAAUUUCCUAACGAGGGGAUUGAUGCAGCGGCAACUGUAUUUGAGAGCGUUGCUAUUAUUUUGUCGGGGAUAGAUCUGAUCGUAAAUGUGAAUCUGAAUACUCUAGAGAGGUUAGGCAGUUAUUGGAAGAGACUCCAGUGCAUAGUGAGUGGCCCCUCUCCUAGCACCGUGGCGGAUCAAAGAUCGCAAGACGCUGCGUUACCGUCUGUGUUCCCUUCCUCAGGGUCGAUCCACUCGGUUGUUCCAACGCAGGAGAAUGUAGGCGACAACGUGGACCGGUCGAAAGGCAGUGCGUGCGAGGACCCGCUUGUGGAGUUUCCGCCGGCGCUUCCGUCCUCUGAGACAGCAUCUUCCGCAAUCCCUAAGAAAAGCGUGGUGGCGCCGUAUUUGGUUCUUCGAUCGUUUGAGUUGGAGCUAGAGAACGCAAUGGUGGAGGUUUUGUUCAUGACAUCAAAGGCACCAGAUCCUGACUACUGUGGCCCUCUUACCCGUCGCCUGUGGGGUCGGCUGCGAGAAGAAGGAGAGGAAAUGCAUCUCUUCACCAGUGCCUUGUGCGCGGGUUUCGGCGAUGUUGAGGGGCCGUAUCUUCCAGUUACGCUAAGUUGUUACCUGGAGAAUGUUAAACUCUCUGUGGACAGCGCUGGUGGCAUGAAGAUUUCACUCAGCAAGGUGCUACUAUCGCUGAACGACCACAAGGACAACGAAAGAAGCGGGAUUCAGUGUUCGUUCGACACUGAAGAAGGGGAACCAUGCAUUACUGUGCAGCGUCACCCGAACCACCCGUCGUACAAAAAUAUUGGUACGGCAUCCGCACCUAAUGUACCCUUCACAAGGGAAUACCACCAGGAAGAGGUCAAAGCUGAAGAAAGAAGUUUAAUAACUGUUCGGGCAGUCGUUCAUCACGUAAGUGGUACCCUCCACAAAUGUGAGUUUCUUCUGAUCGCGUUCUUCCUUAACCAGGUGGCGGAGACUGUUGACAAGCUAUGCAUUAUGUUUAAAAAAUUGCACCGAGGGGAGAGAAGGAUGAAGGGUGAUACGUGCAGAGAUAAUUUAUCCUCACAAUGCGAUGACAUGUGGAGCGUGGGCGCGGACGGUGCUUCCGAAGCCACAAGCAUUAGUAUCAGGUUGUUGGUGGGCGAGGUAUCGACGGUGUUAUGGGCACCGCGCCUUUCAUCUGCAGGCGUGGCCAUAGGAGAACCCUUGUGGCGCUGCAUACCUUACGAAAUGCGGAAGGUCACUGAUGCUCGACUACUGUAUCAUCAGUAUCAACUGAGGUUUUCAAACGUUGAAGUGUUUUCCUUUCACGAGACGUCAGAUGAUGUUAAGAAGGUGACUGUUCACGCCGAGACUUUGUGUUUUUGCCUUCAAGAAAAUUUGUGUGAUGUAUGGUCUGACAGCGUAGACUUUCAGUGGCUUCCUGAGCAUGCUUCUUCACCUGAAUGGGGCGGAACUGUGACGCUUCUCCAAAGUUACGGCACAUAUUACAAUGAUGUGGGCGGCCUCCAAACUCCGGCAGACGCUCAUGGAACCUCGGAAGUAUUGUAUGGUCGGCGAGCGGGAGGAGUUUCACUUUGCCGGUUUUUAAAUUUCGAGGAUCACACUGAAACGUAUGAUGCAGUUGUGCUUUUGGACCGCAUUUUCAUGGGCCACCAGCCUGCGUGGGAGGGGGAUAACUGGUUUCUUGUCAUCUUUAAUUAUUUGUCAGACCCAAGCACUGAGGUGCUGAGCUCUGCUGUGGCUCAAAAGGUGUCGGGAGUGCAGGACUGCUCCGCGGAUGUAAUAGAUGCACAGAGCGAUGAUGGUGUUUCGAUGGCAACAAGUGCAAAAGUAAGAGUAAGUUUUUUUGACACACUAGUGGAGUAUCGACCUUUCGGAAGGUACUCCGUGAUCGCUGGCCUUUCUCCCCACAUCAAAAUCGAUAUCAUUGUGCCAAGUCUUCCGACAGGAACAACCGUUAUAAAAUUGUACCUCGGUAGAGACACGGCAUCAUUAUUUAUUCACGACAACUUUCCAAAGAGUUUAUUGGUCAUUGACCAUGAGACGGGAUACAGUUCACUUUUCGGCGACAGAAAGAGGGGUACAGGGGCGCACCUCGCAAACCUUGGGUUUGUAAGGGUUUUGGACAUUUACCAGUCUAAUGUGUCCACCGAUCACGUGAGUAAGUGUUGUGCUAAAGGGGGUGACGCAGAAACGAAAGGCGCAGCGGCAGUAACAGUUUCCUUGAAUGCGACAUCAGAGAAACCACUCUUUAUCACGGUGCACGACCUUCACGUUGCCAUGUUCUUUGCCCAAGACUCGCUAUAUCACUUCCAAACCACUGUUACAAAUUUUUUUACGGGGUUGGAUGUCGAUUUUCUCCCUUCACCGUACUUGUUGGUGCAGCGCAGUGGGGAGUACUUCGCCCACAUUACUCAGGUGAAAACGGUUAGGGAGAUGUCUGAGGUGGAUGUGCAUGUCGUGGCACGUGAUUAUGGUGCACGUUUGCGCCAUCUGCUAAAUAGUUCCGUCAUCGCAGCUUGUCACGGGGUGCCAGAAGUUUUUCACCAGAAGAUCGAUGCGCCCUGCGUUGACGAGGGCGCACAGUCUUUUUCUGAUUUUGAUAUGCUUGGAGACGUAACCUUUGGGAAAUCAUCGUGGGGAGUCUGGAAUACCCGUAAUGAUGAAGCUGUAGAUCUAACGAGUCACUGCAAGUCUCAGAAUUUUUUGUCUGUUCACGCUACUUAUGAAGGAUGUUUGCCCAUCGGUUGUUGGAGCUCCACAUCUGGGGACCCUUUGAAUUGCCCAAAUGACGCACCAUGGAGGUUGCCGCCCUUCUCCACCGCGUCAAUGGAGAUUUUUGUGCGAGAUUGUAAUCUCGUUGUGCAUCUCUACGGCGGCGAAGACUUUAUACGCGCAGACGUUCCAGACAAAUACUUACGUACCCUCCAACGCUUUGCUGUAGAUGAAGAUACUGCUCCGGAGUCGUGUGCUAAUCAGCUUGCAUCGGAAGAGCGUGGGCCUUCCAAUGAGCUGAACCGCAACUUUGGGUGUGAUGAACACCGCGAUGACGUCCUCGGUGGUGGUCGUCGACAGGAUGAGCACGUCAUUGCUCACCUGAGGGGUAUUCGCGCGCAAUUUGAUCGUUUUGCCCCUGGUAAGGCGUACUUCAUGCAAUUGCAUAUUACAGUGAAAGACGGAGAGAUCAUUGACCGCAUUGAGGGAAGCACUGUGCAAACACUUCUAAUGGCUUCCUUACCUCAGUCGCUUCGGGACUGUGAUAGCGAUUUAUUUUCAAUGAAAUGGACCACAAUUCUCCCUUCCACUUUGUCAGGAUAUGCGGGAACGGUAAUUGAGGGGAAACCGGAGGAGGAGCUGUACGUUCGUCUCCAGCCUAUUACCGUGGCUCUCCACAGGCGAGCCCUGAAUUUGCUUCCAAGAUUCAUUGAGGUGCCCGAAAAUGUCACCGAGGAGAAUAUAAUUUGGAAGAAGGCACGUAGAGACUCACUAUUUUUCAGAAAAAUUGAACUAUCUCCUGUCACCAUGACACUCUAUGUGCAAUUUGAAGGGAGAAGCGCCUUUGAAGCCCUACAUGGAAAUGUCUUUGAGCUGUGUAACUAUUUGCUACCCUCACUGGAGCGCGCACAAGUACAACUGCCGCGGAUGGUGAUCACUUCAUGCCCCGCUGAACAAGUGUGGGGGUUAUUCUGUCAGCGCUUGGGUGGGGAAAUUGGAAAGUUUUGGGGCUUCUUUCUGCUUUGCUGCGCCGUUCAACCGCUACAGCUGGCGUCAAACGUUGCCUCGGCGAGCACUGGGGUUUUAUUCGCCCCGCUAAACGAGCACCGUCGCAACAAGCGCUUUUUCGCAGCUGUAUGUUGCGCGUUACGUAGCUUCCUUUUGACGGUAACCACUGAGUCACUGCAUAGCGCUGCGGGUCUCUCGCAUUCGCUGCAGCACGUGACAAGUAACUCCAUUUCAUACCUCGUGCCGGCUAGUGGUGUGAAUCCUGCGGCACGUGGUUCGCAACCGGUGAACGCCACGCAGGGGGUUCAAAAUGGACUAAUAGAAGUAACCCGAGGGUUUCGCGUAGCGUAUGAUAUUGCUCUUCACUGCCUCGGACCUCAAGGCAACAGCAUUUGCCUACCUGUCGCUUUCUCUGCCAUGUUGGACGGGUUGCUACGGGGAACCGGCGAAGUGUUGCGGGGCGCUCGCAAUGCCAUAGCACCAGAAAUGUACGAACAAGAGAACAAGAUCUUCAAGGGUAAACAAACCAAUCCGCAGCAAUGA
Molecule: messenger RNA, 6006 nt
Organism: Trypanosoma brucei brucei TREU927
Lineage: Eukaryota; Euglenozoa; Kinetoplastea; Trypanosomatida; Trypanosomatidae
Exons: 1
Coding region: 1-6006 (2001 amino acids)
Biological process (GO): reticulophagy; piecemeal microautophagy of the nucleus; autophagy of mitochondrion
Cellular component (GO): phagophore assembly site; extrinsic component of membrane
Molecular function (GO): phosphatidylinositol-3-phosphate binding
Source: RefSeq, a predicted model, not a curated record